Molecule: messenger RNA, 1086 nt
Organism: Neohortaea acidophila
Lineage: Eukaryota; Fungi; Ascomycota; Dothideomycetes; Mycosphaerellales; Teratosphaeriaceae
Product: WD40-repeat-containing domain protein
Exons: 2
Coding region: 1-1086 (361 amino acids)
Biological process (GO): protein import into peroxisome matrix
Cellular component (GO): peroxisomal matrix; cytosol
Molecular function (GO): protein binding
Source: RefSeq, a predicted model, not a curated record
AUGGGACAGCACUCCCAUUCGCGGCGUCCACCGCACACGCCUCUCACCACCAUGCUCGAGUUCCGAACCGCGGGCUUCAACCCCUACAACGUGAAAUACUCGCCCUUCUUCGACCACCGAAUAGCCGUCGGAGGCGGCGCAAACUUCGGCCUCGUAGGCAAUGGCCGGCUGUACGUGCUCAACCUGACCGCCAACGGCAUCGCAUGCGAGAAGUUCUUCGAAACGCAAGACUGCCUCUUCGACAUUGCAUGGUCGGAGCAGCACGAGAACCAGCUCUUAACGGCGGGCGGCGACGGGAGCAUUAAGCUAUUCGACAUCGGCGUUGGACAAUUCCCCGUUGCGGGCUGGCAAGAGCAUGGAAGGGAGGUGUUUAGCGUGCAUUGGAACCUGGUCAAUAAGAGCACCUUCCUUUCGAGCAGCUGGGAUGGGACUGUGAAGAUCUGGUCGCCGGAGAGGAAAGAGAGCAUAACUACAUUGCCGAUCCACUCGUGCGUGUACUCGGCGCAGUUUAGCCCACACCAUCCGGAUAUCGUCACGGCUGUGUCGAGGGAUUCGCACCUGAGGGUGUUUGACUUGCGGACAAAGCCCAGUGCGCAGAAUCAUAUGACGCUCGCUGUGCCGAUUCAUGCGCCUCCCAAGGUGCGCAUGCCCGGCAUGCUGAAUCCGAACAGUGGUCCAACGGAGUGUCUUACGCACGACUGGAACAAGUACAGGGACUCGGUCAUCGCAACGGCUGGAGUGGAUACGAUCAUCCGGACGUUCGAUCUUCGAGUGCCGUCUGGCCCGGUGAAUCUGCUUGCGGGCCAUGACUACGCUGUACGGAGAAUCAGCUGGAGUCCGCAUCUGAGCGACGUCUUGCUGAGUGCGAGCUACGACAUGACAUGUCGAGUGUGGACGGACGGCAGCAAUGUUGACAAGGGCGGGAAUGGAGCGGGCAUGGGGGCCGAGAUGGGAAGAAUGGACCAGCACACCGAAUUUGCCAUGGGUGUGGACUGGUGUCUGUUCGGAGCGGAAGGAUGGUGCGCCACGUGCGCGUGGGAUGAGCGAGUGCUCGUUUGGGACGUCAGGGAAUUCAUGAGAAGAUGA